UAAUUCAUAAUUGACUAUACAUAAUAGCCACUAUUUCACUAUUUCUUCCGAGGGUUAGGCACCCAUACAUUUUUUUAAAAAUUCAAGUCAGUGAUAUUCUCUUUUGAUUUGUGUGUAAAAGUUAAGUUUUUAAGUUUAUAUCAAUAAUUGGUGAUAAAAAAAAAAACGAUGAGUGGUGACGAGUCGAUUAGUGAAAUACAAAAAUUUUUUAAGGGUUCUAAUGUUUUCGUAACUGGUGCUACUGGAUUCAUCGGACACGUUCUAGUCGAAAAACUUCUCAGAACAUGUUUGGUGAGCAAGUUGUACCUCUUAGUCAGGCCGAAGAAAAAUAAAGACCCUCAGACUCGGAUGCGCGAAAUGUUCAGUGCCACUCUGUUCACUCGACUGUGGGACGAGCAACCGGACUUCAUCGACAAAGUAUUUCUCAUUGCCGGCGAUUGCGCUGAACCGAAUUUGGGUCUAUCGGCUGCCGACGAAGAGUUCAUGGUCGCCAACAUGGAUAUCGUCAUUCACUGCGCUGCCACGAUCAAUCUCAACGGACCGUUGAAGCACACGAGUUUCAUCAACGUCAGGUCCACCAGAGAUUUGCUGUUGAUCGCUCGGCGUAUGCACAGACUUAAGUCAUUCGUAUAUGUGUCCACUGCGUUCGUGAACCCUAAUCAACCGAUCACCGAAGAAAUAAUUUACGAUUGUCACAUGAAAGGGGACGCUUUGAUCAAUUUGGUCGAAAACAUGUCUGACUCGGUCUUGAACUCUAUAACACCCGAAUGUUUAGGAUCGUGGCCGAACACUUACACGUUGUCAAAGUGCAUCGCGGAGAAUCUCGUAAAGGAAUAUGGUCAAAACAUGCCGAUAUGUGUGGCUAGACCGUGCAUUGUCACGUUUACGAAUGAAGAACCGAUAUCUGGAUGGGUAAACACAAUGAAAAGUGUACCCGGUUUAUGUUUAGGUGUUGGUUUAGGAGCUAUACACGUGGUGCAUGUGGAUCCGAAUGUUGGGGCAAUAAUCAUGCCGGCCGAUAAUGUAGCGAAUAUGAUUAUUACUGCAGCUCAUCAUGCAUCUAAGACACGUUCAAAACCUACAAUUCCAGUAUUCAAUUACGUUCCAAACCAUAUGGCACCACCAUUGACAUACGGUCAGAGUGUACAGUAUGUCAUAGACUUAUUAAUGAGAAAUCAAUUAAAUUCGGAAAAACAGAUUUGGAAACUAAGUGUGUAUAUAACAGGUUCAAAAGUAUUAUUUCCUAUACUUUUUUUUAUAUACCAUUAUUUACCAGCAUAUCUCGUUGAUAGUUGUUUGUGGAUUUCAGGGAAAAAACCAAGGGUAACACAAAUUUAUAACAAAAUGAACGUUAUGAUGAAAGAUAUGAGAUAUUUUGGUGUCAUCGAUUUUAAAUUUGAUGACAGACAAUUACAAGCUCUCAUAUCGUCACAGAGUGAUAAGGAUAAAAAACUAUUUAACAUGGACAUAACAAAUAUAAAAUGGGAAAAAUAUUUUUUGAACACCAUACUUGGAAUCAAAAAAUACAUCUUAAAAGACUCUGAAGAUCGAGCAGUCGGCCAAAAACGACAUCAAAAAAUUAUGGUUGCUUAUUAUGUCUUAUCAACAAUUAUUUAUGGAUGUCUUUUGUAUUUAUCUUAUGUGUUAUUGAAAAUGAUAUUUCCUAUAAACUAAAAUGUGUUUACAACAUUAUAAAUUAUAUAUUUAGUAUUAAAUUAAACGUAAAA
Messenger RNA from Myzus persicae (green peach aphid), 1727 nucleotides. Its product is annotated as fatty acyl-CoA reductase wat-like. Gene Ontology annotation, cellular component: peroxisome. The coding region runs from base 169 to 1674 and encodes 501 amino acids. Gene Ontology annotation, molecular function: alcohol-forming very long-chain fatty acyl-CoA reductase (NADP+) activity. Lineage: Eukaryota; Metazoa; Arthropoda; Insecta; Hemiptera; Aphididae. The transcript is spliced from 10 exons. The record is from RefSeq and is a predicted model, not a curated record. Gene Ontology annotation, biological process: long-chain fatty-acyl-CoA metabolic process.